Messenger RNA from Rhodamnia argentea, 3141 nucleotides. RefSeq names its product disease resistance protein RUN1-like. Bases 175 to 3141 code for a protein of 988 amino acids. The record is from RefSeq and is a predicted model, not a curated record. NCBI's taxonomy places the organism in Eukaryota, Viridiplantae, Streptophyta, Magnoliopsida, Myrtales, Myrtaceae. The transcript has 7 exons. Gene Ontology annotation, molecular function: ADP binding; protein binding. Gene Ontology annotation, biological process: signal transduction; defense response.
AAGUCCGAGCAGGCAAGACCAAGAGCCAGGCGAGAAAUCUUUUGGGAGGAAAACCCCCCCAGAAAACAUGGAACCAACCGGUGGUUCCGGCGCGUCGGCGACCAAGUACGAUGCGUUCCUGAACUUCAGAGGGCCCGACACUGCAACAACUUCACCGACUGCCUCUACCGGACCAUGGUUGGCCAUGGGAUCUUCGCCUACAGAGACAGCGAAGACCUUCACGCGGGUGAUCGGAUCGACGAUCUCCUGAGAGCGGUCGGCGACUCCAAGAUCUGCAUACCGGUCCUCUCCAGAGGCUACGCUUCGAGCGCUUGGUGCCUCUGCGAGCUCGCUCGGGCGACGGAGCUCAACGAAUCGACGGGGAAGCCGGUGAUCCUACCCAUCUUCUUCGACGUCACGCCCACCGAAGUCAAGCUCAGGACGGAACUGUACCUGAAGGACUUGGAGAAGCACGAGCGGAGGCAUGGUGGCCAGAUCAGGCAACAGUGGGAGGCGGCUCUGAGAAAAGUGGGUGAGAUCAAGGGAUGGCAAGUCCAAGGGAAACCAUACGGUGAAGUUAUUGAACUCGUUGUCAAAGAGGUCGUGCAUAAGCUGAAAGCAAGGCAAAGACCUCUGGACAGCAAGUUGGUUGGGGUAGACGAACAAGUAAAAGCCAUAAUGAAGUUGUUAGAUGUUGAUUCUGGCACUGGUGUGCGUUUUGUUGAAAUCCAUGGAAUGGGUGGCAUCGGUAAAACUACUCUCGCUAAGAUUGUUUUCAAUGAGUUAUGUCCUCGCUUUGACAGCCAAUGCAGCUUCAUUGAGAACAUCCGAGAAUCAUCAAAAGGAAAUGGCCUAGUAGACCUGCAGAAACGGUUGGCAUCUGAAAUCUCUGAUUCGAGAUUUGUAGAAAAACUUACCAACACUGAUGCAUGGAUGGAUAGCAUAAGAAGGAGAGCCGGCUCUAGGAAAGUUCUCAUUGUUCUAGAUGAUUUAGACGGGAAAGAACAACUUAAGAAAUUAGUGGGGGGGCCUGAAACUUUUGGUUCUGGGAGUAUUAUUAUCAUCACAACAAGGGAUAAGCGGAUUCUAGAUGAAGAGAAGGGAAUCUUAACUUAUGAAGUAAGGGAAAUGGAUCUUGAUAAAGCGCUAGAGCUUUUCACUUGGCAUGCCUUUAGAAGCAUCUCUCCUCCCGAUAUUCAUAAGAGUCUCUCUCGAGAAGUUGCAUCUACAACCGGGGGACUUCCAUUGGCUCUUGAAGUCAUAGGUUCCUCUCUUCGUGGUAAAGGAAUAAAAAUAUGGGAAGAGAUGCUAGAAAGGUUGAAGAAAGCACCUCAUAAUGAGGUCUGGGAAAAGUUGAAGAUAAGUUACGAUGCAUUAGGAGAUAUGGAAAAAGAAAUUUUUCUCGACAUCGCGUGCUUCGUCAUGAAUGAAAAGAAAUCAAGUGCAACCUAUUUCUGGGAUGCUUGCGAUCUAUCCCCACAUAUCGCAUUAGAAGAACUUACCGAUUUGUGUCUUAUUAAAAUUGUUAAAAGUGAAGUUAUAUGGAUGCAUGAUCGGUUCGGAGACCUUGGAAGAGACAUAGUUCGGCAAGAAUGUUCUCGGAAUCCGACAGGGCACAAUAGGUUGUGGAAUGGUGAAGAAGCUUUGAAAGUAGUAAGGUCAAAAGAGAGAAAGGAUAAAGUUCAAGCACUCAAUCUAGUUGAACAUCAUUCGGAUCCCAUCUGCAUUACGGAUGAAGAACUUGAGAGGAUGCCUAAUUUGAAAUCCCUCAAGUUAAGAGCAGGGACUUUUGUUGGAGACAUCAACAAUCAUCUUCGGGAGCUAAGAUGGCUUUCUUGGUAUUGUCCUCUGCGUUGUACAAUGGCCAAUUUUCACUCGGAAAAUCUAGCAGUUUUAGAACUUUCAAACGUUGACUACGGCGAAAACCGGGGUGGAUGGAACAUUUUGAAGAUGGCAAACAAAUUAAAAGAUCUUUCUCUCUCAAGAUGUAGUGAAUUGAAACGGACUCCUGACUUUUCCGGAUGCCUGAGUUUGGAGAGAUUGUCUCUUUCCAAGAAUCGUAGCUUGCAAGAAGUUCACUCCUCUAUUGGGAAGCUAAAAGAUCUUACUCACUUGGACAUUUUUAAGUAUGAGAGUCUUCAAACUUUGCCUGAAGAGAUUGGAGGACUGGUGAAUCUGAAGCACUUCUCUAUGCAAGGGUGCUACGAAAUGGAAAAACUUCCAUGCUCUAUCGGGAAAUUAGAAUCGUUGUUUGAGUUGGAUGUGUCAUCCUCAAAAAUUAAGAGUUUACCCGAUUCUAUUGGUAAUGCAAAGCACCUAUCAUUCAUUAAUCUAACAAGCACACCAAUUGGGGAACUUCCAAUUUCUAUUGGAGAGCUUACGCAACUCGAGUUCCUUUCACUCCAUAGAUGCCGAAGGUUGGGGGAGCUUCCAGAAUCAAUAGGCAGCUUGACAGCAUUAGAGAAGUUGUAUCUCUCUGAGACAAGCAUUGUUAAGUUACCCUAUUCGAUAAAAAAUCUCAAGCAAUUGAAGGUGAUUAGGAUGGGAAGGAGUCACAUAAGGAGGUUACCUGCCACUAUUGAAAUGCUAGAGAGGUUGGAGGAGCUCCAUGCCCGGGGUUGUGAACAACUUGCAGGCGAACUUCCCACUGAAAUUGGCAAGCUGUUGUCUCUAAGAAUCCUAGACAUGUCAAGUACUCGUGUUUGUGCAGUGCCAGCGGCAAUCAAUUCCCUCACGCGACUCCAAGAGCUGAAUCUAACAGAUUGUAAUGAGCUUCAAGAGUUGCCAAAACUGCCCCCAAGUCUGAAUUGUUUACGUGUUCAAUCGACAUCAUUGCGGUUAGUUCCGGAUCUCGGUAACCUCACAAAUCUUGUGGAAUUAAAUCUGUCUAACGGCUAUGGAUUAGCACUUGCUCAGGCAUCAAACCCAAUGCAAACUCGUCAAUUGCAAUGGGUUGGAAAUUUAUCUAAGCUAAAGAGCUUGAGGUUGUGCCUUUCGGAUGUUCCCGUGCCGUCAUCGGAGUUGGGUUGCCUGCCUCGACUUAGAGAACUCACUUUAUCCGGCAUGGACAGUUUCAACUCUGCAAUUUUCCAACUUGAAAAACUUGUUAAGAUUAUGUCUUUAUCGCUAUCCACUGAGGGAAAUUCAACUCGAUGGGCUUGA